Messenger RNA from Lolium perenne, 560 nucleotides. Its product is annotated as non-specific lipid-transfer protein 2P-like. Gene Ontology annotation, biological process: lipid transport. NCBI's taxonomy places the organism in Eukaryota, Viridiplantae, Streptophyta, Magnoliopsida, Poales, Poaceae. The record is from RefSeq and is a predicted model, not a curated record.
ACACCACCGGCGCAGCACACAUCUCCAUCACACACACCAGACAAUACCUGACAGCUAGUGAGAGCGAGAGUGAAGACCAGCCCAGCGACGGCCAUGGCGAUGAAGAAGAACCCGAGCGUGGCUGUGGUGGCUCUGAUGCUGGCGCUGGUGGUGCUCGCCGCUGCGCCGGGCGGGGCGCGCGCGGCGUGCGACGCGUCGCAGCUGGCGGUGUGCGUGUCGGCGAUCAUGAGCGGGGCGCCGCCGACGCCGGAGUGCUGCGCGAACCUGACGGCGCAGCAGGGGUGUUUCUGCCAGUACGCCAGUGACCCCGCCUACGGCAGCUACAUCAAGAGCCCCAACGCCCGCAAGACCCUCGAGUCCUGCCACCUCGCCGUCCCAACCUGCUAGGCAGCUCGAUCAGCCUCUCCUGUACUCGAUAGCCUAGCUGAGUGAGUGAGUGCGUGCAUACUCGCGUGUGGCAUGUAUGUAUGCUCCUAUUUUGACCUGGUUGUAUGCUCCUAUUAUUGCCUAUUGGAAUAAAGUGAUGAUUGUCUCUGCCGUCGGGCAGCUCGCGCGCGUCU